CACGGUUGUACUUUUAUCCAGAUUACUCAAAUGGUUGACACGACGACAAAGAUGAGGGGUAUUCCACCACGAUGGAGCGUGGUUGGGUCGACAGUGGACGGGCGGCGCACGCUAUGCGAAAGCCUCGCACUUCGAUAUGGAGUUGUGCAUGUGACUGCGGACAUGUUGUUUCCUACAAGUGAUGGAAGCGACGGUACUACUAUCCGUACCAUUCAACUGAGUCGACUCCAUGCCGCCGACUGUGCUGGCCGCGGUUGGGUUCUCGAUGGAUUUCCGCAAACGCUCGAGCAAGCAACGGCGCUUGUCACGGAGGACCUCGUUCCGCACAUGGUGUUUGACUUGUUUGUGGAUGUCGCGUCGGAGAUGGCCGCCGUACUUCAUGUGCUGACUCAACAUCCCUCCACCACGACGACCACACCCAUUCCCACCGUCGUGCCCAUCACUCUAUCGUCAGAGUCUUCAGACACGGCGGCAUCUUCCAUCCAUCGCGCCAUCGACACAAGCAUAUGGACAUCCCAAUUGCACGCAACAGUGCCUACUCUCGCGACUGACCAUCCCGAGGCGGUGGCCGACAUCGCUCAAGGGACCGCCUCACUUCCAGUGACCGACCAAGCCGCUGCCAUGCAUCUGCUGACGUCGUUGCUGCAACCCAAUUCCACAGGACUGGCUGAUUUCGCUGCAGACCGCGGCCACAGCGUGGCGGCGCUACUUGGCGUGUACACUUCGCUGACCAAGGCCACCCAGGCGGUGCUGACCAGUCGCCUCCCGCCAGAGGUCGUCGCCAUGCUGCCGUUCGUCGAGACGCUGUCCCCCAACGCGCUGGCGGCGAUGGCUCCCCUGGCUCAAGAGCUCCUCCACGAAGCCACGUCCUCGUCGAUCCAGCCCGCGACCGCCGUCAAGCUCCACACAGCCUUCUUUGACGUGCUGUCCGACAAGGAGCGGCGCCAACUCGUCCGGAUGCUGCCGCCCAAGGAGCAGGAACUGGUCACACACGUCGUGGAAACCACCGAGGGCAUGUCCCCUCGGGGCAUCGAGACCGUCGUGCACAUGUUGCUUCAAUCGACAUCGACGCCGCUGUCGGUUGCCAUCUCCACCAAGAGCGUGUCGGCAUCUUCGUUGUCCCAGUCAUAUAGUACGGACGUUGGCCCGGACUCUCAACAUCCCGAGCCUACCUACGGUACCAUCCCAGCCUCCGACAUAUCGCCGCCUCCUUCCCGCGAUGCCAUGAUGACCAAGCUAGCCCUCACAGCGACCAAAGCCCACGGCCGUCGGCUGCUUCGGUGGGUCCGCCGCGCCCCCCGCAGUCUCCGCGUCCUUUUGUUCGUGUCGUCCGUCCUCGUCGCCUUGACGGCACUCGUGUCCAUCGUGCUGAAUCUCGUGUCGGGCCAGCUCGUGCUCGUCGUCGCCAGCGGUUGGGUCGUCUUCUUUUCGCUGCUGAUCGUGUCGUUGGAAGUGAAAAUUUCAGCUGUGGAGAAGCACAACGCGGUGGCGGCGCACUUCCCCCUCGUCGGGACCGUCCCCGGCCGCGGCGCCUUCUUGCUCUUCGUGUCCAUGCUGGCCAUGACACUGGCCGUGCAAGCCACGUGGCAGAACGCCGUGCUCGGCGCCGCGGGGUUCCUUUCGGCGCUCGUGAGCCUCUGGGCCAUCGCGCUCGGCAGCCUCGCGUCCCACCAGUUCAACGUCAUGCGCACCCGCAUCGAAUCGGCCGCCGACCUCCGCCGGCUCUUUGACACUGCCGACGUCGACAACGCGCAAGAGCUAGACAUCGACGGACUCGCGCGAUUCUGCGUUGCAUGCGACUGGCCGAUUGGCGUGGUCUUGCUCGAGUCUGUCCUGCGAGACCUCGAUAUCGACAACUCCAACACCGUGUCCUUCUCAGACUUGCACUUGUGGUGGUCUCAAGCCCAACUGGACAUCACUAGUAGCAUCAGGCCCCUUCCCCCCAUCACGAAUAUCGUCCCAUCAAGUCAUGACAAACCAAUGUCGGUCCUGAAACUGGUCAAUAUCUUCAUGGGGGUGCUCACAGUCGCCACUGGAGUCGUGGGUAACGUCGCUGCCUUCCACGACAGACGUGAAUCCACAACAGAUGGCAAAGCUGCCGUGUACAUGAUCCUGGACUUGUGGGUGGUGGUAUUUGGCUUGGUGCUGGUCCUCAUCGAAGCCCCUCGAUCGCAAACAUCAUCGUGGCAAGUGCUCACAGACUGCAAGCGCUUCGUCGUCGACAACAUCGCCACAUUUCUUGACUCGAUCUUUGGCCGGAGUUUGCUGUACUUGUUUACCGGCACGUUCACGUUGUCCGUGUACCAGCACGACUCGGUCUACUUGCCGGUGGUCACGGGGUCGGGGCUGGUGGUGCUGUCGGUUGUGAACGCGUGCGUGGGUCGCCGUGCCAAAGCCUCCUUCCUCGCCCUCGCCAAGACGGUGGACGUAUCGAACUGCGCCUUCCUCUUCGCGGCCGCCGACGAGGACGGCGACGGCGUCUGGAGCUUGGACGAGCUCGAUGCGUUUUGCACUGGCCAACACAUUCGGCUAAGCGCGGCGGAGUGGGAACUCCUUGUCGCAGAUCUGGACAAACACCACGCCGGCGUCAUCUCCCUGCACGAGUUCACGACGUGGGUGGAGCUGCAGCACCAGCGCAUGGAUUUCGUUUAGAAGACUUUUAUAAUGAUCCAUUUUAACCCUACCGGGAUACCAGUCUUGAGCUUCGUUAAUAGGCUG
Aphanomyces astaci is the source of this 2718-nucleotide messenger RNA. RefSeq lists its product as hypothetical. NCBI's taxonomy places the organism in Eukaryota, Oomycota, Saprolegniomycetes, Saprolegniales, Verrucalvaceae. The transcript is spliced from 4 exons. The record is from RefSeq and is a predicted model, not a curated record. The coding region runs from base 31 to 2652 and encodes 873 amino acids.